Molecule: messenger RNA, 5393 nt
Organism: Zonotrichia leucophrys gambelii
Lineage: Eukaryota; Metazoa; Chordata; Aves; Passeriformes; Passerellidae
Gene: MYOM1
Product: myomesin 1
Exons: 35
Coding region: 1-4689 (1562 amino acids)
Molecular function (GO): kinase binding
Source: RefSeq, a predicted model, not a curated record
AUGUCUUUACCAUUCUACCAAAGACACCACGAGCACUAUGACCGUGCGUACCGCCACAAAGCGCUGUCGUCCACUGUGAGCCAGUACCAAAAGGAGACAAAGAGCAAAUCUGCCGUGUAUGCUCAAGGAUCCGCAGCUUACGCCAGGGGCUCUGCAGCCUAUCGCCACUCGUCUGCAGCAGGCUUCAGCCUUGACUCCUCAGCAGCCUACAGCCAUGGCUCUUCAGCCUACGACCUUGAGUCGGCAGCCUACAGCCACGGCUCCACAGCCUACGACAGCUCUGCCACGCAAAGCAAGAGGUCUGCUGCCUACAGCCUUGACUCGGAGUCCCUCAGCACCAGCUCAGCUGCCUACAGCCAUGCAUCUGAGUCCAUCAACAAGCUGGCUGCAGCCUACAGGCUGGGAUCUGAAGCCUACAGCUUUGGACUGAAAAAUUCCAACUUAAUGAUAGAAGAUCAAUCCUAUAAGAUGAGUCCCAAAGCAAAGAGGGCAAAACAGAGUUUGAUAUCAGAGGACAAAGAAAACGAAGCCUUAGACUACUCAGUGCCCAUAUUCACAGGAAGACAAGUGAAUAUCAGUGGUAUCACAGACACUGAAGAAGAGAGAAUUAAAGAAAGUGCUGCGUAUGUUGCCAAGAGGAACCUUUUUGCCACAGGGGAAGGAGUUAGUGUCAGCAAGGUGGCCAAGACAACUUCUGAAGAGGAACAUCAUGAAAAAAAGUCAAGGAAAGUGGCGAUCCGAGAGUCUGCUGAACGUGUGGCCAUGAAGAAAACGCUAGAAGAGACUCAGGCAUUCCAUAGAAAGUUGAAUCAAGAUAAACUCUUACAUGCUCCUGAGUUUAUCAUUGAGCCUCGUUCCCACACCAUCUGGGAAAAGGAAAAUGUUAGGUUUAAUUGUUCUGUGGCUGGCUGGCCAGAACCUCAUGUUACAUGGUACAAGAAUAAUGUGCCCAUUGAUGUACAGGCUCACCCUGGCAAGUAUAUAAUUCAAAGUCGGUAUGGGCUGCACUCCCUGGAGAUUACAGAAUGCGAAUUUGAUGACACUGCGCAGUAUCAUGCCUCUGCUAUGAAUGUUAAAGGAGAAGUUUCAGUUUAUGCUUCCCUCGUGGUAAAGAUUGCCGUUACCCCUCAUGGCUAUGCUUCCAGGUUUGAAAUCAGCUUUGUCGACAAGUUUGAUGUAGCCUUUGGGAGAGAAGGCGAAACAAUGAGUCUGGGCUGCACAGUUGUUAUCAAUCCUGAUAUCAAGCGCUUCAAACCAGACAUUGAGUGGUACAGAAAUGGUGUUCUUAUUACACCAUCCAAAUGGGUCCAGAUGCAGUGGAGCGGGGAGCGAGCUUCUCUGACACUGACUCACGCAAACAAGGAAGAUGAGGGUCUGUACACGCUCCGAGUGGCGAUGGGAGAGUACUAUGAAGAGUACAGUGGUUAUGUCUUUGUUCGAGAUGCUGAUGCUGAAAUCCCUGGAGCCCCUGGUGCACCACUAGAUGUGCAGUGCUUAGAUGCCAACAAAGAUUAUGUCAUUGUCUCCUGGAAGCAACCUGCUGUCGAUGGAGGAAACCCCAUCCUUGGAUAUUUCAUUGACAGGUGUGAGGUUGGCACCUCCCACUGGACCCAGUGCAAUGAGAAUCCCGUGAAGUUUGCUCGUUUUCCUGUCACUGGUCUGAUCGAAGGCCGUUCCUAUAUUUUCCGAGUCCGAGCUGUGAACAAGGCUGGAGUCAGCCUGCCAUCCCGGGUGUCAGAGCCUGUGGCUGCUCUGGAUCCUGCUGACAGAGCCAGGCUUAGAAGUCACCCUUCUGCUCCUUGGACGGGACAGAUUAUUGUGACUGAGGAAGAACCUGCAGAGGGUGUUGUUCCUGGUCCCCCCACAGACCUCCAAGUUAUUGAGGCCACCAAGAACUAUGUUGUGCUUAGCUGGAAACCUCCUGGACAGCGGGGCCAUGAGGGUAUCAUGUACUUUGUGGAAAAGUGUGUUGCUGGCACAGAGGACUGGCAAAGGGUGAACACUGAGAUCCCUGUGAAGUCCCCUCGCUUUGCAGUUUUUGAUUUGUCUGAAGGCAAAUCCUACUGCUUCCGAGUUCGCUGCUGCAAUUCAGCUGGGAUUGGUGAACCCUCAGAAGCAACUGAAGCCACUGUAGUGGAUGACAAACUCGAUAUUCCCAAAGCUCCUGGCCGAAUUAUGCCAACUAGGAAUACAGAUACUUCAGUUGUUGUCACUUGGACAGAGCCCCCAGAUGCCAAGGAGCUGGUUGGGUACUACAUUGAGUCAAGUGUGGAAGGGUCUGGUCGUUGGGAACCAUGUAACAACAAUCCAGUGAAAGGCACAAGAUUCGUUUGCCAUGGGCUCAGCACUGGUGAGAAGUACAUUUUCAGAGUCAGAGCUGUUAAUGCAGCAGGACUCAGUGAAUUUUCACAGGAAUCAGAGCCUAUAGAGGUGAAAGCAGCCAUUGCUGCUCCAUCCCCACCUUACGACAUCGUGGUGCUCGAGAGUGUCCGUGACUCGAUGGUGCUGGGAUGGAAACAGCCCGAAGCCAUUGGUGGAACUGAGAUCACCGGCUACUACGUGAACUAUAGGGAAGUGGUGGAUGGAGUUCCUGGGAAAUGGAAGGAGGCCAACAUUAAGGCUGUUACUGACAGGGCAUACAGGAUUGAAAACCUGAAGGAAAACAUGGUGUACCAGUUCCAGGUGGCUGCUGCUAACCUGGCAGGGGUUGGGGCACCCUCCAAACCCAGCAAGUCCUUCAAGUGUGAAGAGUGGACCAUUGCCGUGCCUGGGCCACCCCAUGAUGUCAAAUGCACAGAAGUUAGGAAAGACUCUCUGGUGUUACUGUGGAAGGAACCAGUUUAUUCUGGUCGUACUCCCGUAGUUGGUUAUUAUGUUGAUAUGAAGGAAACUGAAGCAAAGGAGGAACGCUGGAGAAGUGUCAAUGAGAAGCCCCUUCAAAAGAAAUACUUGAAGAUUGGUGGCCUGACACAAGGUGUGAGCUACGUGUUUCGUGUGCGGGCAGCAAACCAGGCUGGCGUUGGGAAGCCAUCAGAUGUCACAGAUGCUGUCAUAGCAGAGACACGACCAGGAACCAAGGAAGUGGUGGUUGAUGUAGACGACAAUGGAGUAAUUUCCUUGAACUUUGAAUGUGAUCAGAUGUCUCCAGACUCUAAGUUCAUUUGGUCCAAGAAUUAUGAACCAAUUGAGGAUGAUUCUCGACUGAACAUCGAUACCAAAGGCGGAAAGUCUAAACUUUCCUUUAAGAAUCUUGGAGAAGAUGAUUUGGGAAUUUACUCUUGUAUUGUCACAGACACUGAUGGAGUUUCAUCAAGCUACACAAUUGAUGAGGAAGAAAUGAAACGCCUGCUUGCUCUGAGCCAUGAACGGCAGUUCCCAACUGUCCCACUUAUCUCUGAGUUGGCAGUGGAAAUCUUGGAGAAAGGAGAAGUGAGAUUCUGGCUGCAAGCUGAAAAACUGUCUGGCAAUGCAAAGGCCAAUUUUGUGUUUAAUGAUAAGGAGAUUUUCAAUGGAGAGAAAUACAAAAUGAAAGUGGACAAGAAUACUGGCCUUGUUGAAAUGAUUAUGGAUAAGCUUGAGGAAAAGGAUGAAGGCACUUACACGUUCCAGCUGCAGGAUGGAAAAGCAACCAAUCAGUCUAGUCUGGUCCUCAUUGGUGAUGUAUUCAAGAAGCUACAGGAUGAAGCAGAUUUCCAGAGAAAAGAGUGGCACAGGAAACAAGGUCCUCAUUUCGUGGAUAAACUGGGAUGGGAAGUUACUGAUGAGUGUAAUGUGAUGUUGAAAUGUAAGGUGGCUAAUAUUAAGAAGGAAACACACAUUGUGUGGUACAAAGAUGACAGGGAGAUAAUGGUAGAUGAAGAACAUGACUUCAAGGAUGGUGUGUGUACUCUGCUGAUAUCAGAGUUUUCUAAGAAAGAUGCUGGCACAUAUGAAGUCAUUCUGAAGGACGACAGAGGAAAGGACUCCAGUGAGCUGAAGCUCAAGGACACAGCUUUUGCAGAUCUGAUGAAUGAAGUAUGCAGAAGGAUUGCUUUAUCUGCAACAGACCUGAAAAUCCAGAGCACAGCUGAGGGUAUCAGACUGUACUCCUAUGUUACUUAUUAUGUAGAAGAUUUGAGAGUAGGCUGGGUACACAAUGAUACCCAGAUUAAGUUCACGGACCGGAUGAGGACUGGUGUCACCGGGGAGCAGAUCUGGCUGCAGAUCAAUGAGCCGACUCCACAGGACAAAGGCAGAUACAUAAUGGAACUCUUUGAUGGCAGCACAACGCACAAAAAGACAGUGGAUCUUUCUGGCCAAGCCUUCGAUGAAGCCUUUGCUGAGUUCCAGAGACUAAAGCAAGCUGCAAUUGCAGAGAAAAAUCGUGCACGGGUACUUGGAGGUUUGCCCGAUGUUGUCACCAUCCAGGAGGGCAAGGCACUCAAUCUUUCUUGCACUGUCUGGGGAGAUCCCACCCCAGAGGUCUCAUGGCUGAAGAAUGAAAAGUCAUUUGUAUCAGAUGCCAAUUGCAUCCUGAGGUUUGAAUCUGGAAAAAAUGUCAGCUUUUCCAUUUCUACUGUGUCCACACAAGACUCUGGGAAAUACAGCAUUGUGGUGAAGAAUAAGUACGGCACAGAGACCAGCGACGUCACUGUAAGUGUGUACAUCCCUGAGGAGGAGAGAGAGUCUGAGCAAGAGAAAAAGCAGUAGGAUAAAAUGAAAGCAUGAAUUUAAGUCUAGAAGAGAGAAGUACAGAGAAGAUUCUGGAUGUUAGGCUGAUAUAAUCCAUGUGUGUAAAUGGCUUUCUGCUUUAGCAGGCAGCCUUGGAUUUUUCCAUUCACUUCACAUUUGCUUCUAAUACACUUAUUUAUGCCAGGGAAAACAGGGCCUUUCCUGAAUGUUUUCUUAAUGCUAACUUCACAGAAACUAAUUGUAGCAUUUUAAGCAAGGCCAAGUGCAUGCUGUCUGUAAACACAUGCUCACCAUUUCAUCCUUUUUCUGGAGCAUCUGGAAGGAAAGGGUCAAGAAUUGUUUCCGUGGAAGCAACUAAUGAGGUAGAUGGAAAAAUCAAAAAGAUCGGGGUGAACUUGAGCAGCAGAGUUAGGAUUUGUUCCAGCUUUGGUAAAGCAGCAUAAAUGGAACGUGUUAGAUCACAGAGAAAUGAGUGCUGGCUUUUGUCUGUGUUAAGGCCCCUUUGUAUUGCUGUGUUAAUUUAGUGAGGCCUUAAUAUGGGUGUCAUUUACAGCCCUUAAUAUUGUUUAAUCUGCCCAAAAAGGGUAGCAGUACUGUAACAUAAAUGAAAAUAAGGCUUAGGAGGCCAGGAUAGUAAUAUGUGUGUGUGUGUCUGUAAAAGUGUAUGAACUCUGCUCUAUGUUCACAAAUAAACUGAAUUCACUUCUUUCCUUCAAUCACAA